Papaver somniferum (opium poppy) is the source of this 1380-nucleotide messenger RNA. Its product is annotated as midasin-like. The transcript has 7 exons. NCBI's taxonomy places the organism in Eukaryota, Viridiplantae, Streptophyta, Magnoliopsida, Ranunculales, Papaveraceae. Bases 1 to 1380 code for a protein of 459 amino acids. The record is from RefSeq and is a predicted model, not a curated record.
AUGGUGAAAGGAAAUAAAGUAGUUUCAAAGAAGAACGCACCAACAGUUAAAGAUUCAGCAUCAACUGAAGAAGAAAAUCCAUCAGUUGCAGUAGAAGAAAUUCAAAAAUCAACAUCACCAACAACGAAAUCAAAGUCAACAUUAAAAGAUUCAACACCAAUUUCAUCCCCAACUCCAUCAGUUGCAGCAGAAGAAAUUCGAAAAUCAACAGGACCAAAGACGAGAUCUAACAGAGGAUUAGAAGAUUCAACAUCAAUUUCAUAUUGGUUCGUUGAACACAACAAUAGCAUGGCGCCAAGUAAUGAACAAGGUUUUCCUAGGUUUCUAAGGUGGUUAAUAAGCGACAUCAGCAAUACAAUAGAGAAAGACAUUAAUGAAGCUAUGAAAAAGAUGCAACCCGGAUGGCAAAGAGAUGAAGCAUUGGAAGAGCUUUCUGACUUGAAGGUUAAACAUUUGAAGCUUGUUAGCUUCAUUGAAGAAAAAAGCAAAAAAAAUUAUGAAGCUGAUGCAAGGAAUGUGCAAGAUGAUAAGGAUCUUGUUUAUUUAUUUGUUGACUCCUUGCAAAAAAUCAUUUCAUUUAACAAAAAAUUAAAAAGUGAGGAUGAACGUGAUGAUGAUGAACAGGAGGAGGAGGAGGAAGGUGAGAAAGGUGAGAAAAGUGGCGAAGUUGAUGAUGUGGAUGAUAAUGAUGAUGAUGAGAUUGAUGAUGAGGAGGAUGGUGAGAAAGGCAAGAUAAGUGGUAAAGAUGGUGAUGUGGAUGGCAGUGAUAAGGAGCAAGGGGAGGAGGGUGACGAGGAGGAGGAGGAGAAGGAUGGUGGUGGAAAAGGUGGUGAUGAGGAACAGGGUGAGGAGGACGGUGGUGGCAAAGGUGGUGAUAUACAUGAUGAUGAUGAUGAGGAGCAGGAUGAGGGGGAUGGUGGUGGGAAAGGUGGUGAUAUGCACGAUGAUGAUGACGAAGGUGGCAAAGGUGGUGAUAUGCAUAGUGAUGAUGACGAAGGUGGAAAAGGUGGUGAUAUGCAUGGUGAUGACAAUGACAAAAAAGAGGGUAGCAAAGGUGGUGAUGAUGAGGGUGGAAAAUCUGAAAACAAUGAAGUUCCGUCUGAAACUUCUGAAAAGCAAAGCACUCCUCUGUCAAAGACAAAUGAAGAGAAGGAUGGAAAGGAUGGAACAAGGCAAGGUUUUGAGUCUGAAACUGCUAAGAAGCCUAGCACUUCUCUGCCAGAGACAGCUGCAUAUCAAGAAGACCAGGAUGCCACUCAAACAGCUGAAAUUGAUGAGGCUACGAUAAUCGCAGUUCAAGCCAUAUCUCAGCUGGACCCUAAAGGCAUGUUGUUGGUUGAAGAAGAUGUACUUUUACUCACACAGGGAGAAGAUCAAUAG